This is a messenger RNA of Pyricularia pennisetigena, 579 nucleotides long. RefSeq lists its product as uncharacterized. Bases 1 to 579 code for a protein of 192 amino acids. The record is from RefSeq and is a predicted model, not a curated record. The transcript has 2 exons. NCBI's taxonomy places the organism in Eukaryota, Fungi, Ascomycota, Sordariomycetes, Magnaporthales, Pyriculariaceae.
AUGAAGUACACUGCCGUUCUUGCUGUCCUCGCUGGCUUCGCCGCCGCCCAGAGCAUCAACGAUGUUCCCGAGUGCGCCCGCUCCUGCAUCAGCACCGCCGCUACGGCUGCCGGCUGCGGCGCCACCGAUCUGGCCUGCAUGUGCAGCAACCGUGACAAGAUCGUCUCGGGCCCUGCCGCCACCUGCGCCAUCAGCUCCUGCGGGUCGCAGAUUGGCGAGGUCCUCACCUCCCUGCAGACCCUCUGCGCUGCCGUCGGCACCGGUGGCGGUGCCAGCAGCGGCACUCCUGCCCCCGCCACCUCGUCGACUCCCCCCGCGUCGUCGGCGCCCCCGGCAUCGUCGGCUGCUCCUGCUCCCUCCUCGUCGGCCCAGGCUCCCGCCCCGGUCUCCUCGUCGACCAGGGCCGUGACCUCCGCCGCCCCCACCGCUACCAGUCCGGGCACAGCCUCGUCCGGCGUUGCCAAGCCAACCUCGGCCAGCGGCAGCGCUACUGCUCCCCCGACUUCGCCUACCGCCGGCGCUGCCACCCUCGGCAUGAGCGGCUUUGCCGUCCUCGCCCUCGGUGCCCUUGCUCUGUAG